Molecule: messenger RNA, 2115 nt
Organism: Rasamsonia emersonii CBS 393.64
Lineage: Eukaryota; Fungi; Ascomycota; Eurotiomycetes; Eurotiales; Trichocomaceae
Exons: 5
Coding region: 1-2115 (704 amino acids)
Molecular function (GO): ATP binding; ATP hydrolysis activity
Source: RefSeq, a predicted model, not a curated record
AUGUCUCUCCAGGACUAUCUGACCACUCUUCCUUCCCACUUUCCGCCCGAUCAAUGCACACAAAUCGCGCCAGCUGCUCCGAGCUACAGCGGAACGUCGACACAAGUCGGUUCAGACACCGCCGGUAACGAUCAGGAAACCGCGGUGGACAACGAUGCGCUGCUAAAACCGACCGCCACGAGCACCGACAUCAGCAAAGUAACGGUCCCUCCUCUGGAUCAACCAGUUGCGGCACGCUUCGCGGACAUUACCGAAAUCCAGUCCCGAAAUCUCCGCGGCGGAGGAAACCAGAUCGUCCUGACCGAGCGAUUUUGCCCGACUCCAAAACGGGCCGAACGGGAGAAGCGGAAAUUCGAGGAAUACUCGGUGCUGCUUCGCAACGUUGUGCAGAAGCAGAGGAAGUGCUUUAUACCGGUGGAAACUGUUCUCGAGAUACGGUCGAAAACGCUGUGCAGAGAGUUCCGGCGGAUGGCACCUACAUGUUACGAUGAUACCGACCUCGACGCCAAAGUCAUCAAGAUCCGCUUUCCCUUCUCCGAGCUUUUCUUCCACCGUGAGGCAAUCGAGGCCUUCGCCAGUGACCCUGCCAAUCCAGAACAUCUGCGGAGAGAGAUGAAGCUAUUGUCAGACUUUAUCCACGACCCCAAGAGAGAUCUGGCACAUAUCAUCAAGAACUAUGAGCGAAAUAUCGCCGAGGGUAAGGUCGAUGGACAGGAACUGUGGACCAUCUAUCCGCCCAACGAAAUUGUCGUGUUCAACGAAGGCCGAUACAAAGAAUUCUGGAUUUGCCGGAACGUGCUGUACAAGUCCAGGGGUUAUUGCGUCAGCGGGCUGCGGCUGGACUUUGACGGUGAGCGUCUCGGGCUGGCACGGCAGGAGUGUUUCAUCCCCAUGAGAGGACAAUACGGGAUCUCGCAGCUUCCGCUGAUUCCAGCAUCCAUGUCGCCGGACUGGGACAGGCUCCAAGAGAAGUUGCGUCGCCGGGCGGAAGUCUUCAAAGCCCUACUGGGCAAUGAGCUCACCGGGUUUGGCCAUCGUUCGUACAAAGGACCUCUCUGGAGAACGGUGGCGUGCCGACUUGGUCUCUCCCAAGCCGAAGAAAAAGAUAAGAAGAAAGCCUCUCCUCCCAAACCAGUCUUCAUGCGUGGCCGAAAACCAUUAAUUCCUGAUUCGGAUUCAUCCGAUAGCGACUCUUCUGAUUCCUCGGACUCGGACUCGGAAGAAACUCUGAGUGAGGCGGGUUCCAUCCCUGACAGUGAAAAGUCAAGUUACGGUUCGGGUUCGGACCAUAUGAAUGGUAAGAAACCCAAGUCAUCGCCGUUUGACAAGCUGCAGGACAUGUCGGAGGCGAUUGGGACCCGAUGUGACCUGCUUCUCCUGUGCCCGGCGCGGGGUCCGGCGUCCUGUCUCCGGAGCAAAGAAUGGGGAUGGAUCCUGAUUGAUCGUCUGGAGCCCAUUCAGUGGAAUCCGCAGGCAUUCGAGAUGCUGCAGAUGGAGUCCCGGAAGAAGUCAUUGAUCCGGAGCCUCGUGAAAGGCCAUCAGCUGGGGAGGCUCCGGUUCGAUGAUAUCAUGAAGGGCAAAGGACGAGGCCUUGUAUUUCUCCUGGAAGGGGAACCGGGAUUAGGCAAGACUCUCACCGCAGAAAGCGUCGCGGAGCAAGCAGAACGCCCUUUGUACUGUGUCUCCGGGGGUGAGCUCAGCACAGACGUGGUCACCGUGGAAAGGAAGUUGGAUGACAUCUUCAAGAUGGCCAAGAAGUGGGAAGCUGUAGUCCUGCUCGACGAGGCCGAUGUGCUCAUGACAAAGAGAUCGUCGAUGGAGCUUGGGAGGAAUGCUAUCGUUGCGGUGUUCCUCCGAAUGAUCGAAUACUACGAGGGCGUGCUGUUCCUGACCACCAACCGGAAGGCCGAUCUCGACGACGCUUUUCUGUCGCGGAUACACAUCACGAUCAAGUUCCCUCAGCUCUCAUCAGAGGUCCGAGCCGCGAUCUGGAAGAAUCUCGUGCAGAAAAACGCGUGUAUCAUAGAUGAAAAGCGCUGGCCGGCCGAGAUCUUUGCGGUGCUGGGCGAGUUGAAACUCAACGUGAGAAAGAAAUCUUCCAGUAGUGGGGCAUGA